AUGGCCACCACCAAAACCACCAUUAUUGCAUGGACUCUCCUGGCCACGGCGGUGGUUCUAAUGACACUUCCCAGUACCAAAGCACAAUCGCCUGCGGCCGCGCCAGGGCCAUCACCACCGUCGGCUGUGGCGGCGCCGGGGCCGUCAUUGGAUUGUACGAGUUAUUUGCUAAACGCGUCGGACUGCCUGAGUUUUGUGGAGGCCGGAAGCAACCUGACGAAGCCGGAAAAAGGGUGUUGCCCGGAGCUGGCGGGGUUGGUGGAGAGCCAACCCAUCUGUUUGUGCCAGCUGCUUGGGAAGUCUGAUAGCUUCGGAGUCCAAAUUGAUGUGAAAAGGGCACUCAAGCUUCCUUCUGUUUGUGGUGUCAGCACACCACCUCUUAGUUCCUGCUCAGCUAACGGAGUCCCAGUGGCACCGUCUCCGUCACCUGAAGGGCCUGCACCAUCCGGCGGUGGUACUUCCCUAGGAUCCGGAAACAGUGACAACGGAGCUCCAAGAAUAGCAGCCACUGAUCUGUCCUUCCUCCUUGGCUUAGCAAUUGCAUUUGUUACAACAUUCUUCUAA
Molecule: messenger RNA, 564 nt
Organism: Ilex paraguariensis (yerba mate)
Lineage: Eukaryota; Viridiplantae; Streptophyta; Magnoliopsida; Aquifoliales; Aquifoliaceae
Source: the annotation of a GenBank genome assembly